GUUGUUUGCAGUUAGGCCCCCGCGUUAUUUUAAGCAAAUGUCCGCCCGUUUGAACUCAUUGUCUCCGGCCCUUGUGCAACGGUCUCUCUCCUUCUCUCAAAGCAAAAACCCAAAAUCAAUCUCCAUUUUUCCUCUUUUGGCUUCUUCUCAUUUCCCCAAAUUAAUGCACCGUCUUUCAAUGCUCAAAUCCAUGUCUAGAUCACGAUGUUUCAUCAAACAAAGAGUUAUAUGUGUCCCAGCUUCAUUUCUUAGUGUAGUUAUGACGUAUUGAAUGUCGAAACCAAGGAGGAAUUUGCUUUAUGUAAAGAGAUGAAUUUGUGAGGACAUUUUCCCUUCUGACUCAUUAUUGAAGACCUUUUGUUUGCCUAUAUUGUCUUGGAGUUUGAAUGAACAUUUUGCUAGCUUUGGACUUGGAAAAGUUUGGGAGAUUAUGCACUUUACUUUCUGAAGAAAUUUGUGUAGCAUCUACUACUUUUUCUGUUCUUGAUGCAAAUCAAAGCUGGUUUUUAGAAAAUAAGCAUUUGAUAUGAUGUAGAGUCGCAGGCUUGUGUAGUAUCUGGAAUCCAGUACUUUCAAUUCUUGGUGUGAAUUUAUAAGUGGUUGAGUCAAUGGGAGAUAUUGUGGGUUAAGUUUGUAAAUAGGAAAAGGAAACGUGGUUUACCCGUUUAAGUUUGAGAAACAAUUGCACAACUACCAUUGGAUCUUGGGAAACUAAGUAAAUAUAGACUCCAUAUGUCAGAAAAUGUUCAUGGUAGCCAUAAAAAGUAGGUUUGGUUGACAUCAUGGCAAGCAAUACUCCUGUUACUUCAAGCCCAAGGUCAUAUCACGAUAAAGCAAUUAUCGUGUCAAAUGACAGAGCUGCUACAGAUAGGAAUGUAAAUAAUAUUUGUGCACAGACCGGUGAGGAAUUUUCUACAGAGUUUUUAAGGCAUCCUGGUGCUCUAAGAAGAAUAGCACUGACAACAGAUGUAGAUCAUCUCCAACCUAGUCUAACAGCUUUUAAUUACAAUCAGAACUGUCAGCAGGUUUGCAAAGAUCUUAAAUGCAUUCCUGGAUUAAGGAGGAAGGACUCUGAAUAUAAUUCAGAUGUUCCAGAUUUUGUUUCAGGAACAGUAUGCCCAACGGAAGUAGAUAAGAACGCUUAUCCUGAUCUCUUUAGCGGUUAUGACUGGCAAUAUGGUGCUAAUGGACAAAAAUUGGGUCAGUUUUCUGAUGUAAGUUACUUUGAUCAAGUUACUCCAGGGCCAACCUUACCUCAGUUAUAUGUAGUGGAGUCCCCUCAAUCACACCAACCUAAUAGCCCAGGAGUUACAGAAGGUGCUUUCGCCAGUAAAAUGAAAUUUCUUUGCAGCUUUGGGGGCAGAAUAUUACCAAGGCCAAGUGAUGGGAAGCUUAGAUAUGUUGGUGGAGAGACACGGAUAAUAUCCAUUAGGAAAAACCUCACUUGGGAGGAACUUGCAAGAAAGACGGCUGCAAUUUGCAACCAACCUCAUACUAUCAAGUACCAGCUCCCUGAUGAGGAUCUUGAUUCUCUAAUAUCUGUUUGUUCUGAUGAGGAUCUUCAUCAUAUGAUAGAGGAAUAUCAGGAACUGGAAAGAAAUGGGCGUUCUCAGAGACUGCGCUUAUUUCUCGUGUCUUUAGGUGAAGCUGAGAGUCCAAGUUCCUUUGAAGGAAGGACUCCACGGCAGAAUGACACUGAUUAUCAGUAUGUUUUUGCUGUUAAUGGAAUGCUGGAUGUAAGUCAGAACUCUAAUGGGCAGAGUUUAGCAAGCCAAACAGCCCAGUUGGGAAAUGCUUCAGAUUAUAGUCCAAGUUUUUAUAGAGACUCUACUACAUCUGCUCAUGCUUUCGAGAAUAAGGAUUAUAGUACAAGUUCCCCUAAUGUUGUGGGGAUGUUCUCACAUCCAGCUGCUCAACUUUUAUCCAAUCUUCAGAUACCAAGUAGAUCAUUUAACCAUUCCCCUCCUCUUUCUCCGGGUCAAGUUCAGCAAGGAGAUCUUAAGAAUUCCCAUUUGCAGUUUUUUGUGGAUACAUCAUGUUUUGAUCAUAGCACUGAAGGCAUUAAUCGUUUUAUUGUGGAAACACAUCCAUGUAGUAAAUCCUAUUAUAUGGAUGCCACUAGCUAUCAUAAUAAUCGUCCUCAUGUUCCUCUUCCAUUGAUGAACCACCAUCAUCAUAACCAACAUCUUUUAGAAAAUAUUCUGAGUAACAAAUCCCAUGAAAAGCAUUUUCACAAUCGAAGCCCCAGUGGAGAUUUUAUUUCUUAUCCACUGCAUAGUCAAAAUAUUGUGAGCCCUGACAGACCUAUGCUUAAGGAGAGGACACUUUCUGACUCACAGUUACAGGGACAGGAUGAGAGGUACAGUUCCUUCUUGAAAGAAGUUACGCAACAGGCUCCCUAUAAUAGUGGAAGAGAAAAAUCACCCUCACUAGCAAUGUCAACUAGCUCUCAAGAGUGGCUUAUGCAACGGCAAGAGAGAGAUGAUGGAAAGUGCCAAGUGGCCAAACAUGAGAUUCAGGCCACUUUCAGGAGAGCAGACAACAACGAAAAUUUGGAGCUUAGUCAAGAGAAGUCAAAGUGGAUUGGCUGGUGUAAUGAGUCUUCCAAUGAAGAAAGGAAGAUUGAAAGAAAUGCUGAAGUUACAUCACACAAUGGCUCCAUCACAGAUAAGAGUUUGCCUAACUUGAACAACUUGCCUAGUGCUUCUCCUCCUGCAAAAGACUUAGUUGGCUCUGGAGACUCAUUGUUUUCUUCACCAGUCAUCAUUGUCCCAAAUUCUGCAGAUACCAGGGAGCAUCUUCAUGGUUACAAAUUAAACAUAGGCACACCUGAAUCUCAUAUCAGACACCAAAGUGCCACGAGGGAUGAGCAACAUACUAUGAUUGAUGUGGUGAGCAGUCAAUCUAUUGCACUUGGAUCUCCUAAUCUACAACCUGCUACAUCUCACAAAUUGGCUGACCAAGAACCCACAAUAUCAGGCUCUAAUUUGACUUCAGACAAUGCUUCAAGUACACAGGCAUUUUUCCAUGGUGAAGGAGCUGCCAAUCCUGACCACAAGCCAGUAGAGGUUAGCAGCAGCAGAUACUUUUACCAAAGGUCAAAAUUAGAAGAUGUUACCAGUGUCCAAUCACAGCCCUCUGAUAAUCCUUAUGAUGGCAUGGUGAUUGAAUCAGCUGUUAUUAUCGAGGAUGUUACCAGUGAUGCACCACUUGACAUCCCCUCAUCUUCGGCUGUUGUGCCACAUAAGCAAGAUAUGACCAGUGAUGAAAUUCAAUCUACUAGAGAAACAAAGGAAGAAAUAGAAUCUGAUUAUGAGGAUAUGAAGAGUGGUGGAAAAAGUGCAGAUGAAUCUAUGACUGAUGCAAAAAUGGUUGAAAUUGAAUCUGGAAUCCAUGGUUUACAGAUCAUAAAGGAUGCUGAUAUUGAAGAACUUCAUGAGUUAGGAUCAGGUACAUUUGGAACCGUUUUUUAUGGAAAAUGGAGGGGAACAGAUGUUGCUAUUAAGAGAAUCAAAGAAAGUUGUUUUUUGGGCAGGUCGUCAGAGCAAGAGCGGUUGACUAAUGAAUUUUGGAGAGAAGCACGAAUUCUAUCAAAACUUCAUCAUCCAAAUGUAGUGGCUUUUUAUGGGGUUGUCACUGAUGGACCUGGAGGAACUAUGGCAACUGUUACUGAAUACAUGGUGAAUGGAUCAUUAAGGAAUGCCCUUCUAAAGAAAGAUAGGGCACUUGAUCGUCGUAGAAAGCUUGUAGUUGCACUGGAUGCAGCUUUUGGCAUGGAAUAUUUGCAUUUUAAAAAUAUUGUCCAUUUUGAUUUGAAGUGCGACAAUUUGCUUGUCAACUUGAGGGAUCCUCAACGACCCAUAUGCAAGGUUGGAGAUUUUGGGUUGUCAAGAAUCAAGCGCAAUACUCUUGUAUCUGGUGGGGUGCGUGGAACUCUGCCAUGGAUGGCACCGGAGUUAUUGAACGGCAGUAGUAGCCGGGUUUCAGAAAAGGUUGAUGUUUUCUCAUUUGGUAUUGCAUUAUGGGAGAUUCUAACUGGGGAAGAACCAUAUGCUAGCAUGCAUUGUGGUGCAAUAAUUGGUGGAAUUGUAAAUAAUACCCUCAGGCCUCCUAUACCAGAACGUUGUGAUCCUGAAUGGAGAAAGUUAAUGGAAGAAUGUUGGUCCUUUGACCCUGCAGCCAGGCCAUCAUUUACAGAGAUAACAAACAGGCUGCGUGUAAUGUCAGCGGCAUUGCAGCCAAAACGGCGUACCGCAAUUAGAUGAAACCAAAAAUCCCCCCCUGUAAAUCACAUAUAUAUAUAUAUAUAUAUAUCUCGAAAAAGUGUAGAUUCAUGGUUUAAGUAACUCCCAUACAGCCCCACUGAUGCAGAGAUUUAACCUCUCUAAAUUGAAUGUACAUAUA
Theobroma cacao (cacao) is the source of this 4404-nucleotide messenger RNA. RefSeq names its product PB1 domain-containing protein tyrosine kinase. Gene Ontology annotation, cellular component: cytoplasm. Gene Ontology annotation, biological process: signal transduction; protein phosphorylation. The record is from RefSeq and is a predicted model, not a curated record. Lineage: Eukaryota; Viridiplantae; Streptophyta; Magnoliopsida; Malvales; Malvaceae. Gene Ontology annotation, molecular function: protein binding; ATP binding; protein kinase activity.